This is a messenger RNA of Dibothriocephalus latus, 792 nucleotides long. NCBI's taxonomy places the organism in Eukaryota, Metazoa, Platyhelminthes, Cestoda, Diphyllobothriidea, Diphyllobothriidae. The record is from the annotation of a GenBank genome assembly.
AUGCUGUCGCCCUUUCCCCUCGUGAGCAGUUUUAUCAUGCGAGGCAAACCGAGGAUUCCCGUAUCCAUCCAAGAGCUUAAAAAGCUACGCAUCCUGGACGUAGAAGAGAAUAAUCUCGACUCUAUUCCAUCGGAAAUUGUCUUUAAAUCUUCGAAACUCCUCCUGUUUUGUUCCGAGGAGUCUAAAGCGCCUUCCUCUCCUUCUACUUUUAGAAACCUCGCAAAUUUAACCUACUUAGCCAUUGCAGAAAAUGAUCUCCACAGCCUUCCUCCAACCAUUGGACGUCUGGAAAAGCUUGAAAAACUGUACUUGAACGACAAUUUCAACCUGCAUGACCUGCCCCCGGAGUUGGCCCUGUGCUGCGGUUUGCAAAUCAUGUCCAUUGAAAACUGUCCACUCUCGAAAAUUCCGAUGGAGGUUGUCUCCCAGGGUCCCUCUUUAGUUAUCCAGUAUCUUCGACUUCAGCAGUUGCCGUUUGCGAUAGCGCCCGCCAUCAUCACCACCACUGCUGCUCCGCAACGUGACAACCUCGCCCCCCUUGUGAUUCUUACUCCCUCCCCCACCAUUUACCGGGAUUCUCGCCUCUUUGUCUUGGCCCUCUCCAGAUCUCGAGGUGAUUGUGGCAUUGCGGCAGUGGUUGUCUCCCUCAAUCACACCACCUUUUCGGGUUCUGCGGAGGCCGACGUUGUGUUUCGAUCACCGACGCGGUCGUGUACUAUCGGAACUUUUUGUAGGAGAAGGGCCUGUCUCACCUCCAUCCUUCCUGUAAUUGUUGCUUCCUCGUCCCUCCCC